CAUUGUAGUGUUGCCAGUUCCUCCAGCUCCUCCUCCACCGAGCGAUUGAUCCUCGUGGCAAUCAGCGAUCUUUUCAGGUAAUCCCGGGUACAGGACCGGCUAUCUGUUCUUUUUGUGAUUCAAUUGAAUAUUCUCAUUUGCCAUUCUUCCUCCUCCCUUCGUGACACCUCUUUGCUCCUUGUGACGUGUGAGCCGUUGUUUAUCCUUUCUUCCACCGAUCGACUCUUGGACAUGGCAGCUCGACGAACAAUUCUGAAGGCCGUGCCCUUCAACUCUGGCAGAGUAUCCCUCUCUAGACCUGCAAUACUGUCAGCGCGAACACCGCCCAGCUGUUCACUGUCGAAGCUGAGAAGCAGUCCAGUGAGAGCGCUGCAUGCUAGUGCGCGGUAUCUGCAGCCAGCAACCACCUCUGCGGCGAGCACUCCAGAGCAAUACCCUACGAGUCACGAGCAGGUGCAGACUGUCAUUGACACGCAUAACUUUCUGGACAAUAAGUUUGUGCCAUCCAAAGCCACGACAUGGAUCGACCUCCACGACCCCGCCACCAACAAUCUAGUGACGCGAGUCCCGCAGAGCACCGAUGAGGAGCUCAAGGCGGCGGUUGAAUCCGCCGAGAAAGCGUUCCCGGAAUGGAAGUCCAAGAGCCUGCUGCAUCGGCAGCAAAUCAUGUUCAAAUUCGUGUCCUUGAUCCGGGAGCACUGGGAUCGGCUUGCCGCCAGCAUUGUGAUGGAGCAGGGCAAGACAUUUGCGGACGCUCGUGGUGAUGUGCUUCGUGGACUUCAGGUCGCGGAAACUGCAUGCGGCAUCACUACGCAGAUGCUGGGCGAGGUGCUCGAGGUGUCCAAGGAUAUGGAGACUCGAACCUACCGCGAGCCACUUGGUAUUGUGGCAGGCAUUUGCCCGUUCAACUUUCCGGCUAUGAUUCCGCUGUGGUGCCUCCCCAUUGCCACCAUUACCGGUAAUUGCAUCAUCAUCAAGCCCUCAGAAAGAGAUCCUGGCGCGGCAAUGAUUCUUGCGGAGCUCGCGGAAAAGGCAGGCUUUCCACCAGGUGUGGUCAACAUUGUGCACGGUGCGGCCAGAACGGUCGACUUUAUCAUUGAUGAGCCCGCCAUCAAGGCAAUCAGCUUCGUCGGUAGCAAUCGCGCAGGAGAAUAUAUCUAUACUCGUGGGUCCGCCAAUGGCAAGCGUGUCCAGGCCAACCUGGGCGCGAAAAACCAUGCCGCUGUCCUUCCGGACUGCAACAAGAACCACGCGCUCAAUGCUAUUGUGGGCGCUGCCUUUGGCGCCGCGGGACAGAGAUGUAUGGCUCUCAGCACCCUAGUCAUGGUCGGCGAGACCAAAGACUGGGUCGCCGAGAUUGCAGAGCGCGCCAAGGGUCUGAGUGUUAAUGGCGGAUUCGAAGAGGGUGCAGAACUGGGACCGGUCAUUAGCCCUCAGAGCAAGCAGCGCAUUGAGGAGCUUAUCAAGAGCGCAGAGGACGAGGGAGCAACCAUCUUGCUCGAUGGUCGUGGCUACAAGCCUCCCAAGUAUCCCAACGGAAACUGGGUCGGCCCCACCGUCAUCACCAACGUCACGGCAGACAUGAAAUGCUACACAGAGGAAAUCUUUGGCCCUGUCCUCGUGUGCCUCAAUGUAGACACCCUUGACGAAGCCAUUGAACUGAUCAACAAGAACCCGUACGGCAACGGCACGGCGAUUUUCACCAACAGCGGCUCCACCGCUACCAAGUUCCAGCACCAAGUUGAAGCUGGCCAAGUCGGAGUCAACGUGCCCAUUCCCGUUCCUCUGCCCAUGUUCUCCUUCACCGGCAACAAGAAGAGUAUCGCCGGUGGAGGCGCGAGCAAUUUCUACGGCAAGCCCGGAUUGAACUUUUACACUCAGCUCAAGACUGUCACGAGCUUGUGGAGAGCCGAGGACGCCCUUGCCACCAAAGCCAGCGUCGUCAUGCCCACGCAUGAUUAAGUGUUGAUACUAUCAACUUGAAUACUCCUUUGGGGGAUUUUGGCACAAUUAACAAGUCUGAAAUAUUUCGUUAUAUAGUACCCCGCAUCCUGUAGGGCGCAGGCGUUUCCUAGGAUUAAAAUUGAUAUUAAUGAGCAAGCCCAACAUGUUUGACUAUUUUAAUUCCAUUGACUAUCUGUUCGUUAAAUCACAGUUUUAUUUAGUUGAAAUAUUUUUUCCUGUGUAAAAGGACACCGAA
Molecule: messenger RNA, 2200 nt
Organism: Xylona heveae TC161
Lineage: Eukaryota; Fungi; Ascomycota; Xylonomycetes; Xylonales; Xylonaceae
Product: Methylmalonate-semialdehyde dehydrogenase
Exons: 3
Coding region: 232-1962 (576 amino acids)
Biological process (GO): L-valine catabolic process; thymine catabolic process
Cellular component (GO): mitochondrion
Molecular function (GO): methylmalonate-semialdehyde dehydrogenase (acylating, NAD+) activity; malonate-semialdehyde dehydrogenase (acetylating, [NAD(P)+]) activity
Source: RefSeq, a predicted model, not a curated record